Messenger RNA from Macrosiphum euphorbiae (potato aphid), 243 nucleotides. NCBI's taxonomy places the organism in Eukaryota, Metazoa, Arthropoda, Insecta, Hemiptera, Aphididae. The record is from the annotation of a GenBank genome assembly.
AUGAAAAGACAAAUAACAGUGCAAAAUUAUUUUUCUGCUAAGAAACUUAAUAACGAGAACAAAAGUGUGGAUUCUUCAGACAUUAUUAUUCAAGGGCAAGAUGAUAUAACCAACAACCCAGGUAAUAAUUAUGACACUACUAGUAGUACGGAUAGUUAUAGCAAUAGCGAUUCAGAAUCAAAUAUCGGCGAUUUAAUUAAAGAACCGGAGCCGAAUACCAAAAUUAGUGUUGCUAGUGUUUAG